AUGUCUAUCAAAGGAGCAGAGCAGAAUUCAAGUCUAGAUCUCUUUAGAAUACCACCUACAGAUCUUUGUACGGUAAAGUACCGAUAUGUCAAAAUACCACCUCAGACAUCUAGUAUUACUCCUAUCCAAGUGUACGUGGAACGACAAUCAGAUCUCAUCGAUCUUUCGAGAAGUUUUGUCCAACUGGAUUUGGGUUUCAAAACCACAGAAAAUGCCAAUCUCACAGCACGCGCAAACAAUGUGGGUGUGAUGACUUCACCAGCCAACAAUAUUGCACACACCCUCUUCAAGCAAAUCAAUUUCAGAGCCAAUGGUACCUUACUCACCGAACAAGUAGACGUGUACCAUCUUAAAGCUUUCAUACAGACGAUCCUUAAUUAUGACAGGAAUGAUGGAGAGACGAUACUCGAACCAGCUGGAUGGCGGAACGAAAUUGAUUCUCCUGUAACCUACACCGUUGCAAAUGUCAAGAUGGAUGAUGCCGCGUAUACAGCUCUUUCCAUAAAUCAUCAAGAAAGCAUCAAGAGACAGAGAGCAGAUGCAACAGAUUACUAUGCAGGAGGAAAGAGGAGAAUCUUGAGAAUGAAACCGUUUAUAGACGCGUUUCACCAAGGAAAAUGGAUCGUCCCCAAAACUCUUUUGGAAUUGGAAUUUUAUCUGAAUCCAGCAGCUUUUUUCAUGAAUGGAGAAGCCAAUCCACCCAGUGAGGAAGUCCGAGUCAACCCAGAGGAUAUUAAACUUACCUUCUUUCUAUGUCUGGUGUCCCUAAACCCAGCCGUCUACAUGAGCAUGAUGAGUAUGAUGACCAAAACCCCAACCAAGUAUCCCAUGAUCCGUACCGAGAUGAGACAGUUUCUCUCAGACAAUGGGGCCACUUCUAAAGAAAUCAACAACCCAUUCAAUGGAAAGGUGCCCCAAAGAGACAUCAUUGGUAUUCUGAAAACUACUGCAUUCAAUGGUCAAUAG
Molecule: messenger RNA, 966 nt
Organism: Pocillopora meandrina
Lineage: Eukaryota; Metazoa; Cnidaria; Anthozoa; Scleractinia; Pocilloporidae
Source: the annotation of a GenBank genome assembly